AUGUCGAAAGAAGGCACACCAAUGAGCAGCGAUGGCCAUGGUCUGCACUCCCAGAUUGAGGAUGCAGUGCAUAUGAUGUGGACUAACAGGUACCCAGAGGCAGAGGCACUGCUCUCUGUACAUAAGAACAUUCACCCACGUUACGCGUUGGAGUAUGCUAACUGUUUUCUCGUCCAGACACUGAUGAACUCCACAAAUGAAAGCCGUGAAGCACUUCUUGAUUUGUUUAAAUUGGCAGAUUCACGGGCAACCGCUGCAAAAUACAGUGAACCCAUGUUCUUCAUCGAUGAUGACAGCGAUGAUAUUGGUAAUGGGGAUAACAGCAGUGCUGGCGGUCGUAGUAAUGAGUUAAGCUCCAACAGUUCCAUUACGCACACAGGAGGAGCUGAACGAAAAAAGAAGAAGAAGGCAUUUAAGGGUCGACGGAAAGCAGCUGAAAAAGCUGGUGAACACUUUGACGAGAGUUGGCAGUUAGAAUGUGAUGUUGUCUAUGCAGAUGCUUUGUUAAUGCGUUCUGUAUGCCAGCUAAUGAUGAACUCUUAUCUAAAAGGUGGUAUAAAUUUGCGCAGAACGUGGGGUAUAUACCACAGAUUAAUUCAAAUCGUUGAGGCAGAUACUGCUAAUCGAAUUCCCAAUGAGAUCAAAAUGUGCAUUAAAUAUGGGACAGGGACCUUUUACGCGUUUUUAGCUCUUGUUCCAGCCAAUUUGAUGAAGCUUCUUAACGUCAUUGGUUUUAUAUCGGAUAAGGAGCUUGGUGAACAGUACCUCACUGAGGUUUUUGAAAACAAUGGGAUCCGUUCUCCUUUUGCAGCUUUGGUGCUGUGUACACUUUAUCUUUUUCUUCCGACUGGAAUUGGUCGUGUUGAGGAAACACUUCAAAAAGCAAAACAUAUAUUGAAUACAAUGAAUCAAAGAUAUCCAGAAAAUACAUAUUUUCACGGCUAUUCAAACUUUUAUCACAGGAAGAGGGGUGAAACAGCAGAAGCACUAAUUGCUAUAGAGAAAGCUGCAAGAAAUGCAGAGCGUGCCGGUCUUGUACCGUUAUUGAUUCGUUACUUACAUGCUGAUACACUUUUUAUGGACCUCCGCUAUGCUGAGGCAAAGGAAAAGUAUGCAGCACUUCUUAACCAUCUUGGAAAAACGAAGGAAACCUUUGCUUAUACUGGACAAGUUGUUCUUUCACUUGCCGCCUGCUACGUGAUGCUUGGUGAUGAUGUAACAGCAUCGAGUUGGCUCAAAAAGGUAGGUUCUAUGUACAAUCCAAGAUCAAAAAAUGAUGCUAAUUCUCCAAAAUUUGCAGCACGUGUUGUGUCAAAUAACCGUUUACUACCCUUAUGUGGAGUGUACAUGUUGUACAUUAAUCGUGAUCUCGCCCACAUGAAUGUAGAACAGGCAGAACGUGUGCUGAGUGAGUUGAAACGAGUAACCGAAGGAAAAGAUUUGAGUGGACCUGAACCAGAGAAUAUGUAUUUGCUUUUCGUUGGAGUCAUUCAAAAGGGAUGUGAUCGUAUUGAUGAGGCGCUUCAGACAAUGGGAAAAAUUCUUGCCAAUGAAAAGCGUAUUCCAAGUGAUUCUAUGGUAUUGCCAUAUACUUAUUACGAGACUGGUGAGAUGGAGUACCGCCGUGGUAAUUUGGAGAGAGCGAAGGUCCUUUUUACAAAAGGACAGUCUAUUAAAGGUGAUGGGAAUGAGACACUUGCAAAUAGAUACAAUAUUGCCUUAAAGCAGCUAAAACGAGCCAUGAGUGAUAAAAAAUAA
Molecule: messenger RNA, 1758 nt
Organism: Trypanosoma theileri
Lineage: Eukaryota; Euglenozoa; Kinetoplastea; Trypanosomatida; Trypanosomatidae
Product: tetratricopeptide repeat domain 39B
Exons: 1
Coding region: 1-1758 (585 amino acids)
Molecular function (GO): protein binding
Source: RefSeq, a predicted model, not a curated record